This is a messenger RNA of Varanus komodoensis (Komodo dragon), 1125 nucleotides long. Its product is annotated as photoreceptor outer segment membrane glycoprotein 2. The record is from RefSeq and is a predicted model, not a curated record. Bases 34 to 1125 code for a protein of 363 amino acids. Gene Ontology annotation, biological process: visual perception. The transcript is spliced from 3 exons. Gene Ontology annotation, cellular component: membrane. Lineage: Eukaryota; Metazoa; Chordata; Lepidosauria; Squamata; Varanidae.
AGCAACGUUUCUUUUCCUAAUGCUGGAGUGACCAUGGCUGUCCUUAAAGUAAAAUUCACCAAAACAAAGAGAGACAAAUUGGCUCAAAUUCUGUGGCUCCUCAACUGGAUUUCUGUGGUAUCUGGUGCAAUUCUGUUCAGCCUGGGACUCUUCCUGAAGAUAGAAAUCAGGAAGCGCAGCGAGUUGAUGGCCAAAGGGAAUAUUAACUCUGUCCCCAACAUGCUAAUUUCUGUAGGGGUCGUAGCAUGCAUCAUCAACUUUCUUGGUGGUAAAAUCUGCUAUGACUGCACAGACUCCAAUAAAUUUAAUCGAUGGAAGCUGGUUAUGCUCCCUUAUAUUGUAUGCACAUUCUGUUUCACCUUCUGCAUCUUGGUGGGUGCUGUCAUGUGUUAUACCACGAGAAAUGAGUUGGAGGAAUCUCUUUACCUGGGAUUAAGAGAGGCUAUGAAGUUCUACAAAGACACGGACAUCCCUGGAAGGUGCUUUUUAAAGAGAACUAUAGACACAUUACAAAUCAGGUUCCAGUGCUGUGGGAACAAUGGUUUCAGGGAUUGGUUUGAAAUUCAGUGGGUAUCAGUUCGCUACCUGGAUAUGGCUUCAAAGGAUGUUCAAGACCGUCUAAAGAGUAACAUUGAUGGGAAGUUCUUGGUGGAUGGUGUCCCCUUCAGCUGUUGCAAUCCAACCUCGCCUCGACCCUGUAUCCAAUACCAGCUCACCAACAAUACAGCUCACUACAAUUAUGACUUUCUGACAGAAGAGCUUAAUAUUUGGAUGAAAGGAUGCAGGGAAGCCCUCUUGGAUUAUUACACUGACAUCAUGAGAUCCAUUGGCAUCACUGUGCUCAUCGUCUGGUUGUUUGAGCUGUCUGUGCUUACUGGGGUCCGCUAUCUUCAAACAGCAAUGAAGAAUGUACUUCUUCUGGGUGAUCCACACUGUGAUUCAGAUGGGUGGUUACUUGAGAAUAGCUUUGUAGAAACUGCCAAAUACAACAUCAACAUCAUUAAAAAUCUUGGCAAAGCUAAUCAGAUAUCCACAGUUUCAGGAAUGAAUGACCCCAACAUGGAUGUUCUAACUGCAAACCACAGUCCAGAGAAUGUUUCAACAAAAUGCAUCCCCACAGCUUAA